Messenger RNA from Antechinus flavipes (yellow-footed antechinus), 4712 nucleotides. Its product is annotated as cell surface glycoprotein CD200 receptor 1-like. The record is from RefSeq and is a predicted model, not a curated record. Gene Ontology annotation, molecular function: signaling receptor activity. Gene Ontology annotation, cellular component: external side of plasma membrane. Bases 178 to 1131 code for a protein of 317 amino acids. NCBI's taxonomy places the organism in Eukaryota, Metazoa, Chordata, Mammalia, Dasyuromorphia, Dasyuridae. The transcript is spliced from 7 exons. Gene Ontology annotation, biological process: regulation of neuroinflammatory response.
CUAAUCAGUCAGAAACACAUAUUGCUGAAGGAAGAGGCUGGUUGGAGAAAGAGUGUAGAACUCAUGGGCUGGGAGCUACCAGCAAGGAGAAAAGGGGGUCAUGUUAGACAGACUCACCAUGUCUACAAUUCUGUUGCUAGCUGACUGGCGAGAGAGUACAGAGUGAAAGGGAAAAAUAUGGAAAUGAACUCCUUUUGGAAGUCUUUUGAUUUGAUGCUGCUGACCCUUCUGAUUAGCUUCCUAGUAGUUGAAUAUAAAAGCACAGAAGCAGAGGCUCAAGUUCCAUCAGCAAACAUGUCAGCUGCGCAGAUGUCCCCAAAAUGUCACACUAAUGCUACCAAAGUGUCUGUACAGAUGAACACCUGCGUUGUUCUCUCCUGCUUACAUUACUCAUCAAAGGAAUUUGUAAUGGCCACAUGGACCAAAUUCUCCAGAGACAAAGCUUCCUGUAUCAUAGCUUACAGAAAAGACAAGAAUACCACCAAUGAAACAAACUGCUCUGGUACUAGAAUAACCUGGGAAUCUGAACCUGAGAAGAACUUCAGCCUUCAGAUAGAGCCAGUGACUAUUCAUCAUGAGGGAUAUUAUCAAUGUGAUCUUGUAACACCUGAUGGGAAUUUUCAAUCUUGCUAUAACCUCAGUGUGUUAGUGCCUCCUCCUGUAAUAAACCUGUCUGAGGAAGAAAAUGGGACCGUUGUAUGCAAGGCUGCAGCUGGGAAGCCGGCUGCCCAGAUCUCCUGGGACCCAGAAGGAGUCUGUUUCACUGUGAAGGAAACUCAUCAUAACAGGACAGUGACUGUGAAAAGCAUUUGUACACGGAAUAGCUUCAAUGCAUCCAAUGUCAACUGCUUCAUUUCCCAUUUGACUGGGAAUAGGACUCUGUUCAUAAACUUUCAAGUCCAUAGUUUCCAGACUUCUUCAAAAUUCUUAUUUUGGAUCCUUUCUGUUAUUCCCUUGGGCUUCGUGGGAUUGUUUUUUUGUAAGAAAUCCAGUUGGUGCAGGAAAUGUCCUAAACCAGAAGCUACUCCAGGAGCUGGAGAGGAUGAAGUGGAGCCAUAUGCUAGCUACACAGAGAAGAGCAAUCCACUAUAUGAUUGUAGGACUGAGGUGAAGAUUUCUACAACUUCAUAAAGUGAAAACUCUGGGUUGGAAUUCCAAACAGGAUUUACCUGUUAGAACAGAUUAAUCCUGGUGCAAUAGAAAUCCACUGCUGCAAUAGAAACCCACUGCUGCUUAUCAUCUCCCGGGAUUUCUGGGGGAAUAGAAGACUCCCUUCUGACACCUCUCAACAUAAGAGACUGAAAGAAAGGUCACAUUUCCUAAUAGUCACUGGUAGUGAAAUUUUGGGAAAUUCAGUGGCCACCAGUUGGUGAUUUUAUAAGCUGAUGGAUUACAGAGACAUUCCAGCACUCAUACUUCCUAAUUUCCCUUUACUCAACUAAUCAAAUUCAUAUUCUUAGCUAACAUAAUAAAAUAUUGAACCAUUUAUUUAAUCAUUUAUUUAUUUAGCCAUUAAUUUAGUCAUUCCUGGAUUAUUGCAUUUUUGAGUAGUUAUGAAGUAUAUGUGUAUACACAUUUUAUCUAUAUAUAUACAGUGGAUUUCUAUAUAUACACAUAUACAUAUAUGUGAAUAGGUAUAUGUAUAUGUGUAUAUACGCACACAUGCAUAUACACAAUGUUUGGUAUCAUGAGGCCAUGAUCUUUGUGAGCAUUAGUAACUUGAUUUGAUUUAAUGACAUGAUAAUUUGGAAAUAAAACCAUUAUACCAUCUUGAAUCAUGCAGUAAAAAAUACUAUACUAAUUAAUAUGAAGAUUAAUCAACAAAUACUUAUCAAAUACUUUCAGUAUUCUCAGCAAUAAUCUAGGUACUAUAGGAGAUUUAGAAAAAAAAAAGAAAUAUAUGACCCUUUCUUUUAAGGAAUUUACAGUUUAAUUGAGGAAAGAAUGCCAACAUCCAUGAAGCAAUAGUAAAUAGUAUGGAAUAAUUUAUAAUUAUUUAUCAGUAAUUGGCAAAUUGUAUGACAUAGGCUGUGUAUACUCUAGGAACUUAGAAUUUUGAGUUGUAUAGAUAAUCUAGCACAAUUCCUUUAUUUUACAAAUGAGUCUCAUAAAGAAGUCACUUACCCAAAGUUACUAUUAAUUGGCAACUAUUGUUGCUUAGUCAUAUCUGAUUCUUCUUGAUCUCAUUUGGGAUUUUCUUGGCAAAGAUACUAAUCAUUUUCUUCUCUGGCUCUUUUUAUGGAUGAGGAAUUAAGGCCAACAAGUGAAGUGACUUGAUCAGAAUCACCCAGCUAGGAAAUGUCUGAGGCUUGAUUUGAACUCAGGAGGAUGAGUUUUCCUAACUCUGGGACCAGUGCUCUAUCCACUGAGCCACCUAGUUGCCCAGUAACUGGCAACAUUAGAAUUCAAAUUCAGAUUUUCUGAUUGCAAGUCCAGGAUUCUUGUCACUUCAUCAUGAAGAUCAAAGAAGACUAGAAUAGUCAAGGAAAGUUUUAUAGAGGAGAUGAUGUGUGAAUAUACAUUGAAAGAUGAGCAGCAUUUAGAUCAGUGAAGAGGAGAAAGAGAGACUAUUACAAGCUAGGAGAACAACAUAAAGGAAUGAACAUGGUCAAGAAUGACCAUGACAUGUUUUUGAGGGGCUCAGAAAUUGACUCUUGAAAUGAAAGUUGUGUUUGGAGGAAUAGCGAAGAAAGAAUUUAAACAGAAAUUAUGUAGAUCUUUUUUUUAUAUUUUUCCCUGCUCCCACCAGCAAUGUACCCCAGUGUCAGAUUAAUCUGGUGGUUCCUAGCUGGAACUUGCACCUAGAAUGACCCAAAUCUCUUCUUCUCAUACUCUGAAGCACAUCUCCAACUUUUCUACCAAUGUCACGUCUCUCUUUCUCCUCCUCGUUAAACAAUAAACACCCUUCCCAAAUCAUCUCUUUUCCUUCUACUAAUCCUCCCUACCUUUGUCAAAGGAAACUCCUUUUAUUUUGACCCAUAAGUACAAUUUCCCUUUCUCAAUGGUGGCAGCCCACUUUUAGACACUGGGAUGGAUUGUAAGGACUCCUGAGGUCUCUCUGUCUAGGGUGUGCUGAAACCAGUUCCAGUGAACUUCAGACUACCUAUUGUCAAAUAUUCAUUGCAAAAUCUACACCUUGGAAAUUAGCAAAUGCUACAAAUCAGGGCCUGGUUUAUUUGUUAAUUAUUUAGACUUAAGAAAGUAAUGGAGAAAAUGUUAAUAAUACAAAUUAAAUUUAAAAGUGUGUCCAGAUUAUAUUCCCUCUCUCCCCGCCUUAGAGAAUUGGUUGUAAAGCAUUUACCAUCACACCCCUGCUUAUAGUUACUGGGCUAGGCCCUUUGGGUUUUUCCAUCUACUUUUUAGCUGAAUAACUUUCUUAUAAGUAUUAUCUUACCUAAUUAGAGGAGGGGUCUUUGAAAGCAGAAGCUUUCAUCCAUUUUAUUUGUAUCACUAACUCUUGGCAUCUAAUAAAUGUUUAACAUUUCUUGCCCCCUGCUCCAAAUUUUAAAGUGUUGUAGAAAUGUUAGAUAUAACAACCACAACAACAAUGGUAAUUAAUAUAGUAACUUCAUAUUUUUAACAAAGGUUUUUCAUUCAUUCCUUGAAAUUUGAUAUCAGAGGAAAUAGGGACCAUGUUUUCAAGCAGGAGAGGGAUGUGAUGAAAAUGACAUUUCAGAAAAAUUAAUUUUCCAAAUUACAGACUCAAUUUAAAUUGACUGUAUUGACUGUUCCUUUUGAGGAGUAAAAAGAUAACAAUGGUAAGAUGCUUAGCAUGGUAACUAGCAUAUAGUAGGUGCUUAAUAAGAGCUUAUCCCCUUUCUAUCCUCUUCCCAUCACGGAGAGUGAUAUUUUAUAGAUCUGCUGUCUUUCUUUUCAGCCUUGCCCUUUAGUUUUCCUAGUCAAUUCACUAUGGAAUAUUUUCUUAAAAAGUGUUAUAUUCCCAACAGUGCUAUAUUCUUUAUGUACCACUUGACAUAUCUAGAGGCAAAUACAUUAUUGUUUGUUCAUAGCAUUAAGAGAAAUCAUGAACAAAUUAGUGUAAAUUAAUUGAUCUGAUUACCUAACUGCAGUUCUCCAAAUCACACAGGAUAAUUAUAAUGAUAAUAAUAAUAAUAAUUAUUAUUAUUAUUUGGUGACUGUGUCAAAGGAAAGUACUUUAUCUAAGGUUGUUCAUUAGAUAGAAUUAAGAGAAUAAAGCAGAAUAAAGUUGAGCUUGUGAGCUAGAAACAUUUAACUGACACAAAUUAGAUGGAGAAAUACCUAGUCAUCUAUGUAAAUUGAAUGUACUUUUGAUAUGAUGUUCUACAUCAAUACUGUCUGAGCAAGUUUGAGGUAAAUAGGGACUAUGUUUUAUUUUCUUCAUAAAUUGAUAAGAGAACCAGACCAAUUCCAUGUUGUGAACAGCAUUCAUUUUGUAACUUAAAGUAUUAUAUUUUGUAAAAACUUUGUCUAUAUGAUUUUAGGAAAUUAAAUAGCAUUAAUUGCCAAAUGUUCUGGGAAAUAAUUGUACAAUUUUUGGUUAGUACCUUUUGAUUUUGCCAUACUUUGGCCAAAUUAAAAGAAUAAGUGCUCUUGUUGCUCAAGGUUAUAUAACCUAAUUUAAUCCUCAUAAGCGGUAAGAAAAUUUUGUUAUCAGUGUCCUUAUGCCAAGGGGCCUUGAAUCCAAUUUAUUGUGCAAAUGCUAGCCUUGCUAAUAAAUUGAUUUGCUCUCA